AUCGUCUUGUAUACGUCCUCUUUCUCAGUAGUGCGCGCCGUAGGCCAAGCAUGUCGUCAAAUGCGCAGUCUAUUUCAAGGCUAUCGCGUGCCCUUUGAAGAGCGAGACAUGGCGCUGAGCAAAGACAUACAGGAAGAACUUUCGGAGCGGGCGCCAGGCGUGCAACCACCGGUUGUCUUCUUCAAUGGUGAUUUGCUCGGUGAUGCUUCGACGGUUGAGCGUAUGCAUGAAACGGGCAAGCUAGCUGCCUUGCUAGCACCGGUUCCGCGCACAGAAUUGGGGCAGCAUGGCGUUUGUGGGGAAUGUGGCGAUCGCCGCUUUGUGCCGUGCACCUGGUGCGGCGGCGACAAGCGCUCGAUGACGGCGCACUUUGGCGAUAUGGUGGCCCUUCGUUGCACCGCCUGUAAUGAAAAUGGUUUGAUGCGCUGCUCGGCUUGUGCUUCGGAUUAA
Molecule: messenger RNA, 450 nt
Organism: Monosiga brevicollis MX1
Lineage: Eukaryota; Choanoflagellata; Craspedida; Salpingoecidae
Exons: 1
Source: RefSeq, a predicted model, not a curated record